UUUUGUUAAGUAGGGUUGGUGGAUGCUGCAAAAGCGAGCAGCAAAAUGUAUUCUGGAUCUUGAAUAUUGGAUUUUACCUUUUGGGCUAUGGGUGUGCGGACCUUUUAGGCCUUAAGCUUCUGAGUUUGACCUUGCAGGGUGGACCAUUUCUGACUAUUUAUUUUCUCGUUUUCGAUUAUUCUAAUUAAAAAAAGUCAAAUUUCAGGAGUUCUAUUAUUUUUAAAAGUACUGGCCAGUAUUAUAAAAAACGGGCAGUCAUAUUAUUUUUUGCAUUGAUUGUCAUUAAUGCUCAUCAGGGUUUUAUCCCAGACACCAUUAUCUAGUAACGACAAGAACAGUUUUUUCAAUAGAAAGUUUAUUGUUUUAUUUACACUUGGUGGUGCUUCAGUUACAGCUUUUUGGAUAUAUAGAAGAAAUAUUUAUAAAUUUAUGCAAAACAGGAGAAAAGAGGGUAAUAGUGUCGUUUCCAGUCCCCAUUUUUUCCUCCCAAUUUUUUACCCUAUGUUUGUAUGGAAUGAUCAAAUUUUCCUCUUUCUUUCACCAAAUUUGCCUUUCCAUAUUUUGCCUAAAAACAAUCAAAAGGACUUCUUUUUCCUUCUAUAA
Meloidogyne enterolobii is the source of this 603-nucleotide messenger RNA. NCBI's taxonomy places the organism in Eukaryota, Metazoa, Nematoda, Chromadorea, Rhabditida, Meloidogynidae. The record is from the annotation of a GenBank genome assembly.